AGGCUUUCCGCCUCGUUUUUUUUGUCGCAGUCUGCCUGAAGUAUCCAGGCACGGAGGCAGGAGUAACGCAACUGAAUUAUUAAAUUAGUAAACAAAUAAAAAUAAAAUAACAAUGGCUCUUGAGUCGCGGAUCACACAGGAGGAAAUAAAGAAAGAACCAGAGAAGCCCAUCGACAGAGAAAAGACGUGCCCCCUUCUGCUGCGAGUUUUCACCACUAACAGUGGGAGACACCACAGAGUCGAUGAAUUUGCUCGAGGAAAUGUUCCUUCCAGCGAACUGCAGAUAUACACAUGGAUGGAUGCUACACUGAAAGAGCUGACUAGCUUGGUGAAGGAAGUGUAUCCAGAGGCCAGGAAAAAAGGCACCUACUUUAGCUUUGCCAUUGUCUACCCAGAUCCCAGAGGGAAAAUGUACAAGCUGAAAGAGAUCGGCAGUACCGUGUCCGGCAGAAAAGGUGCAGAUGACUCCAUGACGCUGCAGUCUCAGCGCUUCCAGAUUGGAGACUACCUGGAUAUAGCUAUCACACCCCCCAACAGAGCACCGCCCCUGAGCACACGCAUGAGGCCAUUCUGAACAUAAACACAUAAACCAACACCUUCUGUUUUUUUGUGUCUUCUUUUCAUCAUCUUGGAUGGUUUUGACUCAUUUUUUUAAAAAAUGUGAUCUGUAAUAAAAUUGUCAUUUUUUUCCAAA
Messenger RNA from Archocentrus centrarchus (flier cichlid), 694 nucleotides. RefSeq names its product Sin3A-associated protein (gene sap18). The transcript has 4 exons. Lineage: Eukaryota; Metazoa; Chordata; Actinopteri; Cichliformes; Cichlidae. The coding region runs from base 113 to 574 and encodes 153 amino acids. Gene Ontology annotation, cellular component: nucleus. Gene Ontology annotation, biological process: negative regulation of DNA-templated transcription. The record is from RefSeq and is a predicted model, not a curated record. Gene Ontology annotation, molecular function: transcription factor binding; transcription corepressor activity.